GUCGUCUGGACCCCUCAGGUGCUCUCAAAUGGCGUCCAGUUCUCCCGCAUCAGUCCAGCUGGUGAGGAAGGCUACCCUGGAGAGUUAAAAGUCUGGGUGACAUACACCCUGGAUGGUGGGGAGCUCGUGGUCAACUUUAGAGCACAAGCCAGUCAGACCACACCAGUCAGUCUGACCAACCAUGCUUACUUCAACCUGGCCGGCCAGGGGUCCCCAAAUAUAUAUGACCAUGAAGUCACCAUAGAAGCUGAUGCUUACUUGCCUUUGAAUGAAACCAUGCUUCCUACAGGAGAUGUUGCUCCAGUGCAAGGAACUGCAUUCGACCUAAGAAAGCCAGUGCAGCUUGGAAAACACCUGCGAGAGUUCCGCCUCGGUGGUUUUGACCAUAAUUUCUGUCUGAAGAACUCUAAAGAAAAGCAUUUCUGUGCAAGGGUGUAUCAUGCUGGAAGCGGGAGGGUACUAGAAGUAUACACCACCCAGCCUGGUGUCCAGUUUUACACGGGCAACUUCCUGAAUGGCACGCUGAAGGGCAAGAGUGGAGCCAUCUAUCCUAAGCACUCUGGCUUCUGCCUUGAGACCCAGAAUUGGCCUGAUGCAAUCAACCAGCCCCACUUCCCUCCUGUGCUGCUGAGUCCUGGGGAGAAGUACAACCAUACCACCUGGUUCAAGUUCUCUGUGGCUUGAGGAAGUGUGAAGAUACAUCCUAGUCCAUGGCCAGGCCUGGGCCCCCUCAGCAGCCUGUCUCCUGUCCAGAAACAAGGUGAAGAUUUAGAGGAUUUAAAAGUGAUCAUGUGCUAAAUCAUACAAAUGGUAGCUGUCACAAUAAUUGGUCUGAAUAUUGAUUUCUUUUUCCAGUGACUGGCUCUGGACCAUGUCUAAUGACAAGCUUUGUUCUCUGAGCAGUUCAAAGGGCAAGUGAACCCAACCAUCAAUGUCAUCAUCUAAGGCCUGAACUUAGCCCAGAAGUGGUGUCCAGGGACUCUUAUACACUGUUGUAGGUUCCAUCUCUCAUCUUUGUUUCUGUGAUGUUGCUCUCAUUGCUUUUCUGUCUCCUCCUCCUCCUUUACAUCAAAUCGCUUUACUCUUGGGUAGCACUCUGCAGUUUUCCAAGGUCAUAUGAGCUGGUUCACCAUGCCAGCAGAUGGAGCCUCUGUAGCAGGUAAUUGACAAGUGAGGGAGCUGAGGCGCAGAGGUUGAGUGACCCACCGCAAGCUGGUAAAAAGUUUAAGUAGGACUUGAGUUUAGGUCAUGCAAAUUAAAGUCCCCUUCUUUACCUAUCCCAGUCUGCCAGAGCAUUCCAGGAGUCAAUGAAGCGUUAAAAAGGGAUCUGGUCCCUGCUCUGUUAGGAGCCAGCCUUUCUUCUCAGAUUCCCUUUUGUAAGAAGCCAUUCAAAUACCCAUAAAGAAUCCAUCAUUUAGAUUCCCUGCCUUUGGAGUUAACAUUUAUACUGGAAGCAGUGUUGUGUUUAUGGAGAUGAGGCUGGAGAUUCUUUUCCUUAAUAAUCAAAUCAUUAAUGACGGGUGUGGGCUGGUGCUUUUUAAAGAAAUAUAUUUUAUACUAUUUUUUACUAUAAUCAGUUGAAAUAAAGUCAUCCCCAGAAGA
Molecule: messenger RNA, 1602 nt
Organism: Marmota monax (woodchuck)
Lineage: Eukaryota; Metazoa; Chordata; Mammalia; Rodentia; Sciuridae
Product: galactose mutarotase
Exons: 5
Biological process (GO): beta-D-galactose catabolic process via UDP-galactose, Leloir pathway; glucose metabolic process
Molecular function (GO): aldose 1-epimerase activity; carbohydrate binding
Source: RefSeq, a predicted model, not a curated record